This is a messenger RNA of Scheffersomyces amazonensis, 2643 nucleotides long. RefSeq lists its product as uncharacterized. NCBI's taxonomy places the organism in Eukaryota, Fungi, Ascomycota, Pichiomycetes, Serinales, Debaryomycetaceae. The coding region runs from base 242 to 2572 and encodes 776 amino acids. The transcript has a single exon. Gene Ontology annotation, molecular function: protein-macromolecule adaptor activity; ubiquitin protein ligase binding. Gene Ontology annotation, cellular component: cytoplasm; cytosol; plasma membrane. Gene Ontology annotation, biological process: ubiquitin-dependent endocytosis. The record is from RefSeq and is a predicted model, not a curated record.
CAGUGGAAUAUAUGGAAUAUUUCUUCGUAAAUUUCAUAUCUCAUCUAAUUACAAAUAUUUCAUAACUAACUAAUAAUCUAUUUAUAUUCUAGUAUAUCAUAUUAUUUUAUUCCGUACAGUAUCUCACUUAUAGACUACUCUUAAUUCAUUUCAGAGCCGAGAAUAUCCAUAAAUACAUACAUAAGAAUUUUUUUUUUGACAGAUUUUUCAAUUAUCAUACAUAUAGUACCCACACCCUAAAAUGGCACUUCUCUCAAGAGUGUUGAAUCAUAAUUCAGAUAAACUGGGGGGUAAACGGUCUAGAUCAUCAUCUUUACAGUCAUCUGGUUCUACAUCUCCUUCAUUAAGAUCAUUUACUCGAUCUAGAACCAAUUCAGGUUUAACUGUUAAUACCGUUAAUACUUCACCUUCAUCACCAAAUUCUAUUAACCAUAAUUCUAAUAAUGCAAGUUAUGAUCCAGCUUAUUCCCUUUCAAUCCAUUUAGAAUCUCCUCCUAUAGUUCUUUAUGGAAAUCCAACUGAAUCAACUGGUUCAAUAAUUUCAGGAGUAUUAAAUUUACAAAUCAGAAAUCCAAAUCCAAAUCCAAAUCCAAAUUCAAAUUCAAAUCCUACCAGAACUUCUAAUGAAUUACGUGCUGUAACUUCUUAUCCUUUAGUAGCAAAUUCAACUAUAAGUUCAAAUUCUUCAUCAACUAGUUCAUCUGCUUCAACAUCUUCUCAUACUCCUCCAUCAUCUCCAUCAAUAAUUUCAACCACUAUAACAUCAUCACCUUUUACUUAUGAAUUUGAUAGUGUAACCAUAUCUUUAAUUCAAACAGUUAAAAUUUCAAAACCAUUUAUUAUACCUUCAUCAUCCAUUCAAAAUUGUCCUACUUGUACAAUUAAGAAAACAACCCUUGCAAGAUGGGAUGUUUUAACUUCUCCAUGUGCUUUCCCAGUAGGUAAACAUGCAUACCCAUUUUCUCAUCUUUUACCUGGUUCAUUACCUGCUACUUCUAAAUUAGGUUCAAUAAAUUCAUCAUCUUCAAUUAAAUAUGAACUUAUUGUUAUUGCUAAACGUCCUAAUCGUAAUAAUCAAAUUCAAAAGGAUAUUACUUUAACAAUUCCAAUUCGUAUAACAAGACUGAUUCUUCGUGGUCCUGAUAGAAAUUCUCUUAGAGUAUUCCCUCCAACUGAAAUUACUGCCAGUGCAGUUCUUCCUAAUGUCAUAUAUCCUAAAUCAAAUCUUCCAAUAGAAUUACGACUUAAUAAUAUUGUUAGUAAUCAUGGUGAUAGAAGAUGGAGAAUGAGAAAAUUAAGUUGGAGAAUUGAAGAAUUAGUUAAACUUAAAGCAUCUACAUGUGAAAAACAUGCAUCUAAAUUACAUCAGGCUGAAGUAUCUCAACGUAAAAUUGCUAAUAAAGAUUCCUCAUCAAAUCCUGGAUUUCAUAAUAAAUCCAAUGUUCAUUAUUCAACUAUUCAGACUAAUUUAUCUAUACAAAGAGAUCCUUUAAUUACUUCUAAUGUUUUCCAAAAUCAUCCAUUAAUACCAACAGAAACAACUAUGGGAGGUCAUAAUGCUUCAAAUGUAGAUACUAUAUCUGAAAAUGAUAUUGACAAUGAUAUGUCAGGAGCCAUUCAAUCAGCUCCAAUUAAUGCUCAUGAUAAUUUUAUUGAAGAUUUUGGAUCUACUAUUACUAGUAGUUCAACUAAUAAUCCAUCGACUCCAAUAACUCCAGUAGCAUCAUCAAUUAAUCCUCAAGGAACUAAUAAUGAAGAUGAUGAACAUUUAUAUAUUGAAGAAUUAAGAACUAUUAGUCAUGGAGAUAUUAAAUCAGGUUGGAAAUCUGAUUUUAGUGAUCGAGGUAAAAUUGAAUUAGUAGCUGAAAUUAAUGCCUUUAAUUUUAAUACCGGAUUAAAUAAUCAUAUUUCAAAAGUAUCUACUGAUGAUGAUCCUAAAAUUAUGAAUAAUGCUACAAUGAAUGAUGAUCAAAUUAAUGUUAGUUGUGAUAUUGAAGAUCCAACUUUAGGUAUUUAUGUUAAUCAUACUCUUGUAAUUGAAGUUAUUGUGGCAGAAGAAUUAGUUCAUAAUUUAGAAAGAAAAAGAGCUAGAAGUCAAUCAACAAAUAGAUUGAAUAAUGAUUCAGAUGAAUUAAUAACUACUUCUUCAACUACAUCAAAUACUGGAAUUGGAUCUUCUACUUCAUCCACGCCAAAAUCUCAAUCUCAACAACCUCAAGUAGGUGUUCCUACCGGGGCAGCUCGAGUUUUACGUAUGCAAUUUAAAUUAUGUCUUACUGAAAGAUCAGGUUUAGGUAUAGCUUGGGAUGAUGAAGUUCCACCUACUUAUGAAGAUGUAAGAGCUUUAAGUCCUCCAACUUAUGAUAAUCCAAGACAUUAUGAACUUCUGUCACCUUCAUCUCAAUCUCAAACUCCAACUAGUAUUCGAUCAAAUAGUUCUACUCCAAAUGUAUUAUAUGGAAUUGGAGAAACUCCAAUAGUUGGAAGUUUUGGUUUAAGAACUCAAGCAUCAUCAAUGACUAUUGAUGGGAUGAUUGAUUUAGAUGAUAGAAUUCAAGAGCUUGCGUUAUAAUUUCUAUUUAUUAUUCAAUUCUUAAUUUUAUAGACGUAAUUUUAUAUAUUACACCUACCAUUCCAUUUAUA